UCUGUCUCCUCCCGUCUCUCCCUCUCCCCAGGUGACGUUCACCAAGCGGAAGUUCGGGCUGAUGAAGAAGGCCUACGAGCUGAGCGUGCUGUGCGACUGCGAGAUCGCCCUCAUCAUCUUCAACCACUCCAACAAGCUCUUCCAGUACGCCAGCACAGACAUGGACAAAGUCCUGCUCAAGUACACCGAGUACAACGAGCCCCACGAGAGUCGGACCAACGCAGACAUUAUCGAGGCUCUGAGCAAGAAGGAGCAUCGGGACUGCGAGAGCCCGGACCCCGAGGAGCCCUUCUCCCUCACCCCCCGCACAGAGGAGAAGUACAAAAAAAUUGACGAGGAGUUUGAUAAAAUGAUGCAGAGCUAUAGACUGUCAUCGGCAGUCCCACCUCCCACUUUCUCAAUGCCUGUCACGGUCCCAGUGUCCAAUCAGAACGCACUACAGUUCAGCAACCCCAGCGGUGCCCUGGUUACGACCUCCUUUGUGACAUCAUCGCUCUCGGACCCCCGCCUCCUGUCGCCUCAGCAGCCCGCGCUACAGAGAAACACAGUCUCCCCAGGGUUGCCACAGAGACCGGCCAGCGCAGGAGCUCUUCUGGGAGGCGAUUUGAACAACUCCAAUGGAGCUUGUCCAAGUCCAGUGGCAAACGGGUACAUCAGUGCCAGGGCGUCGCCCGGUCUCCUCUCAGUAUCCAAUGGCAGCAGCUUGGGGAAAGUUGGCCCGUCGAAGUCUCCGCCUCCGCCCAGCGCCCAGAUGGUGAACAGCCGCAAGCCGGACCUCAGGGUCAUCACCUCACAGAGCGGGAAGGGACUCAUGCAGCUGACAGAUGAGGAGCUGGAGCUGAAUGCUCCACGGUUGGGCGGUUCUCAGGUGACACAGCCCUUGACCACGCCAGUGGUCUCUGUGGCAACCCCCAGCCUCCUGGCACAGGGCCUGCCCUUCUCCGCCAUGCCCACGGCCUACAACACAGACUAUCAGCUGACAAGUGCAGAUCUUACGGCUCUCCAGGCUUUCAACUCACCGGGUGGCCUGUCGCUAGGCAGCGUCUCCACAUGGCAACAGCAGCAGCAGCAGCAGCAGCAGCAGCAGCAGCAGCAGCCAGGGACCCAGCAACAGCAGCAGCAACAGCAGCAGCAGCAACAGCAGCUCAGCCUGGCAUCGCUUAGCAACCUGGUUAUGACAUCUCAAUCAAAUUUACUGUUGGGGAGGGAAGAGGGUGUCUUCUGGUACUGUACUCCUUUUCCAUCUUUGCUAAGUUUGGAGGACUUUUUUAAAGGGGUAGUCCACACAGAGGGCUCACUCUGGAUCCAGUUUGCACUAGAGAAUUGAGGUCUCGCUAUAUCAGCGUACUCCCAGUCCUGGACUUAGAGAACCGUUGUUGUUUUUUUAAGCAUUUAGUGAUUACCCCGAAUUGACUUAUUGUUAAAGGUUUAGGGCAAGCGAGAUGAUUUCAAUUUCAGCUUCAGUUCAGUUCAGUUCAAGCUUCUUUUCUCCCCUGGGGGAAAUGUGUUUUACUGCAGAGUCCACAACGCACUACAACAAAUACAGACAAACAUCCCCAACAGAGAAUUCAGUACGGCCCUGCAGAGGAGAUGAAAGAUUUCCUGGGUCUAUUUCUGUUUCACCUAGAGGCGAAUCCCAGAAUGGAGUAUUCCAAAUUUCCAUUAUUGAACUACUGUAGUUUUUAGAAACUGAUUUAAGAGUGACCAACUGAGGGAAAAUCUUGCUGGACUGGUGCUCCUCAAGACGAAGGGGUAGUGUCGUCUUUAUUCUCAUCACAAUAACAGUUAAGUGAGCAGCCAUUCCAUUAUGGCAAAGGCGCAGAGUUACUGUUGUGUUACUGUUGGUGGCCUUGAUGGAGGUAAUUCUCUCACUGAGGAUCAAUCCAGUACUGUUUAGUCCAGAUUACUUGUGACCCUGACUAGCAUGGCUGUGUCCUUCCACCAGCUGUGUCUUUUGUGGGCUUCAAAAAGUAAUACCCAGUCACGGGCAGGUCCGUAGAGAAACUCAACGUAUAACAACAGCAGAAGUGGCCCGCCCUGAAGGAGCUACCCACUUCAGCUAGUCCCUCGGAUCUUGCCUGUAUCCUGCUGUGUUCUCGCAUGGUAUCAUUUCCUGUCACUUGCUACAAUCCAAUUUGCCACGCCAUCUCACUAGAUAACCCUCCUGAUGCCCCUGAUAUUCACAGGGCCAGCACUGGGGAAGCAAAUUGGUGCCGUACAGCAGCCCGCCAUUGUGCAACGCUGUAAGGUAUCCCCAGCUGCAUUUCUUCAGUCAACCAGAGGGGGGCGGGGGGUCAGUUUUCAGUUGUCAGUCAGCGCAGCGAAUGCAGAAGCCACCACUAAGGCAUUGCUCAGGGUGACUAGUUGCUAUGGCGCUGCUCAGAAGGGGUCCGGGACAGUUCUGAGAGGAAGAGGAGGGCGAUUACCCUCCUGAAGCUUCAAUCUCUCAGCUGCCAAAACCAUUUGACAAUGCAAACUGACAGGAAGGUAUACGCACAGAGAGACAGGAAGCUCUGCGAUUUUAAAAUCAGCAGGCGUAGCACAAUUACCAACUGCCAAACACAAUUUAAUUUUGCGCAGACCACCUUAGUAAUAUCUGGUGGCCUGGCCUAGGGUCUGACAGCAGAAUUCUGGUAUCCAUUGCCACAAGCACUGAUUAUCCUGACAAUUCUACUGAAUUUGGCAGAAGUUGUUAUAAAAUGCAGCAGAGCUUUUUGGAAUGUGUACUCAUUCAUAUAAAUACAUAUAUUUGUAAGAUGUGUUCAAAGUUAAGGAGGAGCAGCUCACUGAUGCAUAAUGGCUUCAGCCCACCGAUCAGUAAUAUUCUGUGAUGUAUUCCCAGUUGUAGUGUCCCUUCGAAAAUGAAAACUUCCCUGCUGCAUGGAGAGAACCUGUCAUGCAGGAUGAGAAAAAGAAGGGAGAUGGGCUGUGCUUUGCCUGAGUCAGUCUGUUCACUGACUACCCCUUUAAAGAGUCCCAAUGUGCAGAAUGAAUGAAAACUUCCUAACGUGCUUUGAAGUGUCUCUUUUUGAUGCAGUAUGGAGGAAAUUAACGAAUGAGUGUGUGUGCUUGCAUGCAGAGACUCAGAUACACAGAUCUGGCCCCCCCGACCUCCAGCCUCGAUUGUGCCUACUGGCUUUAUUGUGCAGUGGUGUGUGUUGCUGUAAUGUGCCAGCAGAGGUCACCGGGAGCCAGGAGGAAGUUUUUUUUUAAACAUGUAUUCUGCCGUUCUUCCGUUUUCGGGAAGAUGUUUGCCCUCCAAUAUUAAUUCUCCUCUGUUAGAUCACUCUUAGGCCUGGCCUUACCAUUCCAGCAUUAAAUACAAACACAAACAGAUUCUCUAAAUCAAAUAAGUGAUGCAUGGGAAGGAUAUCACUGUUCACAAGCCCCACUUUAUGAUGAAUAUAAGCAACGUGACAAGCGAGAGGAGGCCAUUAGGCAUGUCUAGCCCACUUGGUAGUGAAUAGUUAAUUGGUCUCAGGAUCUCAUCUUGCAGUUUCUUGAAAGAAGCCAGAGAAUCGGCUUCAACAACAUGACUGGGCAGUUUGUUCCACACUCCCACCACCCCUUUGUGUAAAAAGGUGCCUCUUUUCUUAGUUUUAAAAGCACUUCCACACAGUAUCCCACUUGUGCCAUCUGGGUUUUCUUUGACUGCUCAUUUUGAAGACGUCUGCUGGGUUGAUUUUACCAGUGCCCUGGAGGAUGCUGAAUAUUGGUAUCUUGUCUCCUCGUAGUCUUCUCUGUUCAAGACUGACAGGGCUGAGUUCUUUCAGCCUGUCAAGAGUAGGACAGUCCCUACAGCAUUCCUUUAGAUUAUUGGCGCAGACUACUUUUCAACAAAGUAAGGGACCCUCCAGGAUGGUGAGGAGGUGGUCUCUCGAGAGAGACUUCUGCAGCUAGACCGUUAUUCUGCAGGCUUUAGAGGAUCUGAAGACUCCUGUGCUUGAUCAAGUUCCUGACUGGGCCUUCUCAUUUAGUUUCAGUGAAGUGGUUAAGUUGCUGGUACCUCUCAUUUGAAAUCAUAACAUUACCACUAGACUUGUGAUUCUGAGCCACCGGCUCCUCUACUUUCCAUUAUGUCAGAGCUCUUCAUGACUUAAUUGAAUCAAUGAUGGACUUGAUUGCCCUUAAUUGCGUGCAUUUCCGAAACGAGUCAUUAUUUCCAUUGCGUUCCGUACUCGGAAGCCCUGCAGGACUGUGGCUCUCCAGCAGCAAAAGAAAGGAGCUCUUCCCCGGACUAGUCAAGCUCUGUAUAAAUUUACUAGCCAGUACAUUUGAGCUGUCAGGGGCUACUGGCAUCUCUCAUCACCUGAUGAGAGCUGGAAUUAGCUGUGAAUGCAGAGGUACCGUUCUGCGCUAAUUAAAUCCCAUAUACAGUGGGCUGACAACAGUGCCGUAUACAUAGACCUCCUGCAUAGUGUGUAGUGUAGUUUAAUAAUAAUUGCUUACACUUUUAUAUAGCACUUUCCUGGACA
Lepisosteus oculatus (spotted gar) is the source of this 4475-nucleotide messenger RNA. The record is from RefSeq and is a predicted model, not a curated record. Lineage: Eukaryota; Metazoa; Chordata; Actinopteri; Semionotiformes; Lepisosteidae.